Messenger RNA from Oncorhynchus keta (chum salmon), 1510 nucleotides. RefSeq lists its product as uncharacterized. Lineage: Eukaryota; Metazoa; Chordata; Actinopteri; Salmoniformes; Salmonidae. The coding region runs from base 56 to 1510 and encodes 484 amino acids. The record is from RefSeq and is a predicted model, not a curated record. The transcript is spliced from 13 exons. Gene Ontology annotation, molecular function: sequence-specific DNA binding.
AGUUAGCUAGUUGUGCCUCGUAUUUUAAUUUAGUUCAUUUCACACAGCGACAAAAAUGCCAACACUGUGUUCAGCAUACAACUGCAAAAAUCGCGGUCCCAAAGCUGAUGUAGGAUUUUUUAGUUUCCCCAAAAAUGACCCUGAAAGACGCAAGCGAUGGAUUAUUAAUAUGAAGUGGAAAGACUGGAAUCCGCAACACCACCACCGUGUGUGCUCCAUUCACUUUGAAGACAAGUACAUUUGCCGGAUGGACAAACGUCAACGUCUCACGCCAGACGCAGUCCCGACCAUUUUUGACUUCCCAGAGAACUUUCAAAAGAAGAAGGCAUCCAUCCAUCCACAGAGUAGAAGAGCCAGGAGUGAUGGGUUGCCAGAGAAGUAUACUGCUGCCCAUGCUGUUACAGUGGCUGAACCGGUCACAACACCAAGCCCCACCAUCACAUCAGAGACAAGCAAGCCGGCUAAAGACAAUGCUAAAGCUCCAGAAAAAGUUACCUCUUCAAGUUGGUAUAUCCAUGUAGAUGAAGAAAUCCAAAUGGCUGAAUCCCUCCCAGGUUUCUUCCACAGUGAUUACUGUCUACCACACAGUAUUCGCUGGGGAUUCAAAGAUGAUGUUGCCCCGAAGGUGGCAUGUGAGAACAUGGAGUUCCAACUUCCACCUCUCAAGCACAUAAUAGAGAUCACAGAGGCAUGGGAGUGGCUGGGUAUGGACAUUAGAGGGCCACUGCCCCUAACACCGAACGGACACCAGUACGUUCUGACCUUGACAGACUUCUACUCCAAAUGGGUGGAGGCCUUCCCCCUGAGAGGUUGUAGCUCUACUGAGGUAGCACAGCAUGUAGCUGAAGUUAUCUCUCACUUUGGCUUCCCUUUUGGAAUCCUUGUUCGACUAAAGAGGAAGUUUACCAGUAAGAUCAACCUUGCCUUAAACAGUCAUCUGAAGCUGAGGGGGUUUUCUCUCUUAUACCGUCAUCGGCAAGUUGGAUCACUGGAUCUGGCCACACAGACCCUGAUCAGCAGGAUGGUGUCUGAUCUUGUGAAUGACCAUCCAUACAACUGGGAUGUCUGCCUCCCUGCAAAGGUGUUCAGCCUGUGUUUCAAGGAGCACCCCAAGACCAAGCAGAGACCUUUCUCUCUGCUGUGCUGCAAAGGACCACAGCCGGUCAAAACCCCUAGGGAUCUGUCUUUCAGUCCUGCAGAGCUCAGAGAGAGUUCCUUUGCAAUCCAGUCAAAUCAAGAGGGUGGGCAUGACACUGAUCCGCAAAACAUGGUUGGCAUUGAAUCUGGAAAGGAAACCACUGGAAAGAGCACUAUUACCAGGGUCUCCUUUUUAAGGAGCAACACUGAGAGUAACACCACUGACGGUAACACAUAUGGUGAUGCACGGAGUAGCACGGACGGUAACCCCGACGGUAGCACGGACGUAACCCCGACGGUAGCACGGACGGUAACCCCGACGGUAGCACGGACGACCCCGGGUACGGACCCCGACGGUAGCACGGACGGGUAA